GACCCGGACUCGGCGAGACGGCGGUAUCAGCUGAUCGCACGUAGUUUCAUUCACGCGGUCGCGUCAGGCGGUUCCUUCUGCUCCGAAAUCUCUCGCUCCUUUUCUCGAUUAGCCAUGAGUGUCUCGAAAGUGCCGAGCAACGAUUAUUGCGACUAUCGCAGCCCUCUGUCGACGCGAUAUGCCUCGAAGGAGAUGCGCUACAAUUUCAGCGACCAGAACAAGUUUAGCACGUGGCGCAAGCUCUGGAUUUACCUGGCCAAGGCUGAAAUGAAGCUCGGCCUGGCGAUCACGCCGGAACAGAUCGCCGAAAUGGAGGCCCACGUGGACGAUAUCGACUUCGAGGCCGCCGCCAAGGAGGAAAAGGCGACGAGGCACGAUGUGAUGGCACACGUUCACGUAUUCGGCGAACAGUGUCCCCUGGCUGCGCCUAUCAUCCAUCUUGGUGCCACCAGUUGUUAUGUGGGCGACAACACGGACCUCCUGGUGCUCCGCGAAGGCUUCGACAUACUGCUUCCAAAGCUAGCCAGCGUGAUCCAGCGCCUCGCGAAAUUCGCCCACGAGAACCGCAACCUGCCUACUUUAGGCUUCACUCAUCUUCAACCCGCGCAACUCACGACGGUCGGCAAAAGGGCGACCCUGUGGCUGCAGGACUUGCUGAUGGACGAGAGAGCUAUUCGUCGCGCCAGGAGCGACUUGAAAUUCCGCGGCGUUAAAGGCACUACCGGCACUCAAGCGUCUUUCCUUCAGCUCUUUAACGGCGAUGCGAAAAAAGUGAAACAACUGGACGCCGCCGUGACUAAGAUGGCCGGUUUCGACAAGUACUACGCCGUCACCGGACAGACCUACAGCAGAAAAGUUGACAUCGAAUGUCUGAACGUUUUGAGCUCACUCGGUGCGACCGUUCACAAGAUUUGCACGGACAUUCGUCUUCUCGCCAACAUGAAGGAGAUCGAGGAGCCUUUCGAGAGUACGCAGAUAGGCUCCAGCGCGAUGCCGUACAAGCGGAACCCGAUGCGCUCCGAGAGAUGUUGCAGCGUGGCCCGUCACCUGAUGGUUCUCGUGAACGACACCCUCCAUACCGCGGCGACCCAGUGGAUGGAACGAACGUUGGACGACUCGGCGAAUCGCCGGCUUGUCCUGCCGGAGGCCUACCUGUCGGCCGACUCGAUCCUGAUGACUCUCCAGAAUAUCACGGAGGGAUUAGUCGUUUAUCCCAAGGUCAUCGCCAGGCACGUGGCACAGGAGUUGCCCUUCAUGUCCACGGAGAAUGUGAUUAUGGCCAUGGUAAAGGCCGGCGGCGAUAGACAGGUUUGCCAUGAGAAAAUCCGCGUGUUGUCGCAAGAAGCCGGAGCGCAAGUCAAGCAACAUGGCUUGGAUAACGAUCUGGUUGAUAGAAUCAAAAACGAUUCGUACUUUGUGCCGAUUUUAUCCCAGCUAGACCUUCUGCUGGACCCGUUAACCUUCAUCGGUAGGGCGCCCGAGCAAGUCGUCGAGUUCCUCGAAGAGGAGGUGUAUCCCGUGCUCAAGAACUACAAGGGAUUGGAAAGUACAACAGUCGAACUGAAUAUCUGAUUAUAGAGAGCUCUUCAUGUUCCUUCCAAAGAAUGUAUGUGAUGUGUGUCAGCCAGUCAUGUUUAAGAGUGUAAUUGAAGCCUGGCCGAAGUUAGGUUGGCGAUAAGAAAUACGUGCACAACUUUAUUCAUCGCGUUAACAUUUCUUAUAUUCAUAAAUUUAAUAAAAAUUACAGAAAAAUAA
Molecule: messenger RNA, 1755 nt
Organism: Vollenhovia emeryi
Lineage: Eukaryota; Metazoa; Arthropoda; Insecta; Hymenoptera; Formicidae
Gene: Adsl
Product: adenylosuccinate lyase
Exons: 6
Coding region: 115-1572 (485 amino acids)
Biological process (GO): 'de novo' AMP biosynthetic process
Cellular component (GO): cytosol
Molecular function (GO): (S)-2-(5-amino-1-(5-phospho-D-ribosyl)imidazole-4-carboxamido) succinate lyase (fumarate-forming) activity; N6-(1,2-dicarboxyethyl)AMP AMP-lyase (fumarate-forming) activity
Source: RefSeq, a predicted model, not a curated record